AUGGACUACGAAAACUUGAAGGAGCAGUGGAGCGAGGUUGAGGAUCGCGAUGGCGUCCGCCUCAGUUGGAACGUCUUUCCCAGCACGCGCAUGGAAGCGUCUCGUCUCGUCGUCCCGAUCGGUGCCCUCUACACCCCUUUGAAGGAAAAGCCAGACACUCCUCUGCUGCAGUUCGAGCCCGUCACAUGCAAGCAGCCAUGCCGUUCCGUCCUGAACCCAUUCUGCCAGGUCGACGUUCGUGCUCGCCUCUGGAUCUGCCCGUUCUGUCUCUCUCGAAACCCCCUGCCGCCUCAUUACAAGGAUAUUACGGCCAACGCGAUCCCGCCAGAGCUGCACCCCUCCAACACCACAAUCGAGUACCGCCUAUCCCGCCCGGCCCCGAGUCCGCCCAUCUUCCUCUACGUGGUCGAUACCUGCCAGGAGGAUGACAGUCUCAACGCCCUGAAGGAGUCUCUUGUCAUGAGCUUGAGCCUCCUUCCCGAGAAUGCCCUUGUUGGCCUCAUCACCUAUGGCACAAUGACUCAAGUCCACGAGAUUGGAUACACUGAGUGUGCCAAGUCGUAUGUCUUCCGUGGUAGCAAGGACUAUGCGCCGAAGCAGGUCCAGGAGAUGCUUGGCCUCGGUCAGAUGCCCGUCCGCCCGGGCAUGCAGCCCCAGCCGGGACGCCCGAUGCCCAUGGGACCCGCCUCCAGGUUCCUGAUGCCGGUUUCCCAGUGCGAGUUUCAGCUUACCAAGGCCUUGGAGCAGCUCCAGAAAGACCCAUGGCCGGUUGCCAACGACAGGCGACCGCUGCGUUGCACUGGUGUAGCCUUGAGCGUCGCUGUUGGUCUUCUCGAGUCUUCCUUCCAGAACUCUGGUGGCCGCAUCAUGCUGUUUGCUGCCGGUCCGGCCACAGAGGGUCCCGGCAUGGUUGUCAGCUCCGAGCUCAGGGAACCCAUGCGGUCGCACCACGACAUCGAUCGCGACAACAUCAAGUACUACAAGAAGGCUCUCAAGUUCUACGACACGCUGGCCAAGCGGACCGCCCACAACGGUCACAUAAUAGAUAUCUUUGCCGGCUGUCUUGACCAGGUCGGUCUUUUGGAGAUGAAAGGUCUUAGCAACUCUACAGGUGGUCACAUGAUUUUGGUCGACAGCUUUACGUCGUCCAUGUUCAAGCAGUCAUUCGUGAGGGUAUUUGAAAAGGACGGAGACGAUAACCUGCUCAUGGGUUUCAACGGUAUCUUGGAGGUCCUGACCACCAAGGAGCUCAAGGUUACGGGUCUGAUUGGUCACGCAGUCUCGAUGAACAAGAAGUCGACCUCUGUUGGCGAGACCGAAUGCGGUAUUGGCAACACUUGCUCGUGGAAGAUGUGCGGUAUCGACCCAACCUCAAGCUACGGCAUCUACUUCGAGGUUGCACAGGGUGGCCCGUCACACGCCCAACCAGCCCAGAAAGGGAUGAUGCAAUUCCUCACGUAUUACCAACACUCGUCUGGACAGUUCCACCUGAGGGUCACAACCAUUGCCCGGAAUAUAGGUGGCCCGGCCGGAGACCCGGCGAUCGCACAGUCUUUUGAUCAGGAGGCCGCUGCAGUGCUCAUGUCGAGGAUCGCAGUCUUCAAGGCGGAGGUGGACGACGGACCAGAUGUUCUGCGCUGGGUCGACAGGAUGCUUAUCAGUCUCUGCUCGAGGUUUGCAGACUACAGGAAAGACGACCCGUCAUCAUUCAGGCUGGAGAAGAACUUUACUCUUUACCCGCAGUUCAUGUUCCACCUUAGGAGAAGUCAGUUCCUGCAGGUCUUCAACAACUCACCCGACGAAACUGCCUUCUAUCGACAUGUUCUCAACCACGAGGACGUCAGCAAUUCCCUCAUUAUGAUUCAGCCCACGCUGGAUACGUACACCUUUGACCAGGAAGGUGGACAGCCUGUGCUGCUCGACUCAGCCUCGAUCCAGCCCACUCAUAUUCUGCUGCUUGACACCUUCUUCCACAUUCUCAUUUUCCACGGUGAGACCAUCGCGCAGUGGAAGAAGGCCGGAUACCAGGACCAGGAGGGAUAUGAGAACUUUGCCCAGCUGUUGCAACAGCCAAAGGAGGAUGCCAUGGAGCUCAUCACGGACCGAUUCCCGCUGCCUCGUUUCAUCGUGUGUGACGCGGGUGGAUCGCAGGCACGUUUCCUGCUCUCAAAGCUCAAUCCCUCGACAACACACACCACCGGCGCAUACGGUGGCGUGGGUGCACAAACGGCACAGACCAUCUUCACCGAUGACGUUUCGCUGCAGACUUUCAUGGACCAUCUCAUGAAGUUGGCUGUUAGCGGCACCAACUAG
Molecule: messenger RNA, 2313 nt
Organism: Pyricularia pennisetigena
Lineage: Eukaryota; Fungi; Ascomycota; Sordariomycetes; Magnaporthales; Pyriculariaceae
Exons: 7
Coding region: 1-2313 (770 amino acids)
Biological process (GO): COPII-coated vesicle budding; intracellular protein transport; endoplasmic reticulum to Golgi vesicle-mediated transport
Cellular component (GO): endoplasmic reticulum exit site; COPII vesicle coat
Molecular function (GO): GTPase activator activity; zinc ion binding
Source: RefSeq, a predicted model, not a curated record